AUGUACCUUAUUGGUGAUGCAAAACUCUGGUGGCGGACUCGCAUGGUAGAUGAUGCAAAUGCGGGUCGACAGAAGAUUGAUAUGUGGGAUCGGUUGAAGAAGGAAAUGAAGGACCAAUUCCUUCCAGGCAACACUUCCUGGAUUGCGCGUGAUGGCUUGAAACGUCUCAAAUGGAGCGGUUCUAUGCGAGACUAUGUCAAAGAAUUUAGUUCUUUGAUGCUGGACAUUCAGAAUAUGUUCGAGGAGGACCAGUUGUAUAACUUCUUGUAUGGUUUGCAGACUUGGGCGCAGGUUGAACUUCAUAGGCAAAACGUGAAGGAUUUACCUUGUGCAAUUGUUGCUGCUGAUGCCUUGGUGGACCUUCGCACGAGCAAAGAAAAUCUGAACACUUCUUCAUCUUCUAAGUCCAAUUUUAUCCGCAAGGAUAAGAAAGGAGAUUGGAAGAAGGAAGUCAAGAAGGAUGCCAAAAAGAAGGAUUCAGGGAACAACCAUGGCAAAGGAAAAACGAAACAUUCGACUGCCCGAGGGAAAGACAACUUGAAGAAUCAUGGUUGUUUCUUAUGCAAUGACCCUCAUUUUGCCAAGGAUUGUCCGAAACGCGAGAAGCUAAAUGCCCUCCUAUUGGAAGACAUGAUGCGGGCUCAUUCUCUACGCCUGCAUAUUUUUGUGAUGAUGAAUGGGAAAAGUGCAAAUGCUAUGGUAGAUAUAGGGGCUACUCAUACCUUUGUAUCUGCCAAAUUGGUGCAAGACUAUGGGAUGUCAAUAUGCGAAUGCCCAAGAUACAUCAAGUCAGUGAAUGCCAAGGCGCAAGUAGUUGUGGGUAUGACUUACAAUGUACCUUUGACUGUUGGAACUUGGGUGGGAAAAGCAAAUAUGAUGGUAAUUCGGAAGACGAAGAUGGUGCCUAUGCCUCACUUGGAUAGAGUGAUGGGCGAAUCAACUUAUUUGGCUACCUUGAUCGAUGCAAAACCAGCCCAGAAUAUUGAAUUACUAGUUGGUGUUCAAGACAUUCUGUCAAAAUUUAAAGAUGUGAUGCCUUCGGAGUUGCCGAAAUGCUUACCACCAAGGAGGAAUAUCGACCACAAAAUCGAAUUAAUCCCUGGUGUUGUCCCUCCUGUAACUUUGCUAUACCGCAUGUUUCUCUUGGAACUUGCGGAAUUACGUAAGCAAUUGAAUAAAUUGUUGAAGGUAGGAUAUGUGCGACCAUCAAAGGCUCCUUUUGGUGCACCGGUGUCGUUCCAAAAGAAAAAAGAUGGUGGCUUGAGAAUGUAUGUGGACUACAGGGCUCUGAACAAAGUGACGGUGAAAAAUAAGUACCCUGUUCCACUGGUGCAAGAUUUGCUGGACAGGCUGAGCAAGGCAUCAUGGUUUUCAAAACUCGACUUGCGAUCGGGUUUUUGGCAAGUCAGAAUUGUAGAAGGAGACGAGGCCAAGACAACAUGCGUAACUCGUUAUGACUCUUAUGAGUUUAUGGUCAUGCCCUUUGGCUUGACAAAUGCCCCUACCACCUUGUGCAAUUUGAUGAACGAGGUGUUGUACGACUUCCUUGACAACUUUGUUGUAGUUUACUGGGAUGAUAUUAUUAUCUACAGCAAGUCAUUAGAAGAGCACUUGGAGCACUUGGGGAUGGUGCUCGAUCGGCUAAGGAAGCAUCAACUCUUUGUAAAGAAAGAGAAGUGCGAAUUUGCUAGCCAAGAAGUCAUGUUCUUAGGACACAUGGUCAUCAAUUGCCAUGUGCGGAUGGAUCCAAAGAAGGUGCUCGCCAUUGUUGAGUGGCAACAUCCUUCAACUAUCCCAGAACUACGUUCAUUCUUGGGCAUGGCAAACUACUACCACAAAUUUAUCGUUGGAUACUCAAAGAAGGUUGCCCCAUUGACAGACCUAUUAAAGAAGAACGUGCGGUGGGAAUGGUCAGAUGCAUGCAAGGAUACGGUGGGAAAGAGUUGUUGA
Molecule: messenger RNA, 1950 nt
Organism: Zingiber officinale
Lineage: Eukaryota; Viridiplantae; Streptophyta; Magnoliopsida; Zingiberales; Zingiberaceae
Exons: 3
Coding region: 1-1950 (649 amino acids)
Source: RefSeq, a predicted model, not a curated record